UAUGGAGCCGGCUGCUGCUGGGUAGUUCGGUCUGUGGCGGCUCCGGAGCAGGUAGCGUCAUGGCGGCCUCUGGGGCGGGCUGUUAGGCUGAGCCUGGACUCUCCUCGGACAUCUUCCCGCUUUCCUGUCACUCGUGCGUUCCUGUAGGUCCAGCAGCUAUGGCGCAGAGGAAGAGGGGUCGGCCCCGUUCCUCCCAGAACACUUCACUCCAUCAGGAUGGAGAUGUGGAUAUGGAGGAAGAGAUUUCAUUCACUCAAACCCAGACGCUGACACAGGCGCAGAGGAAUUUGGAGAAGCAUUCUCCUGAGCAAGUGAGCCUGAAGGUUGGAGAGCUGGUUCAGUACCUGCUGAUAAAGGACCAGAAGAAACUGCCCAUUAAGCGUGCAGAUAUUGUAAAGAAUGUGGUAAAAGAAUAUAAAGAUGUUUAUCUUGAAAUUCUUCAACGUGCCAAGAAGGCAUUGCUAGACGUUUUUGGUUUUCAGCUGGAGGAAAUUGACACCAAGAACCAUAUUUAUAUCCUUAUAAAUAACUUGGACCGCGUGGACGGAGACGAAAUGAAAGUGGAUGACAAUACCGCAAAAAUGGGCUUACUGACCGUCAUCCUGAGCCUAAUCUUCAUGAAGGGGAACACUGCUAAAGAGGCUGCCAUCUGGGAGACCCUGCGUCGUCUGCGCAUUGACCCAAGUGAGCAACACACAGACUUUGGAGAUGUGAAAAAACUUGUGACGGAUGAAUUUGUAAAGCAAAAAUACCUAGAAUAUAUUAAAAUCCCGCACACAGAGCCCCCAGAGUUUGAAUUCCGGUGGGGCCCAAGGGCAUUUAAAGAAACAUCCAAAAUGAAAAUCCUGGAGUUCGUCUCUACGAUUCAGAAAAAGGAUCCGAAGUCCUGGAUGACCCAGUACAAAGAUGCACAGGAGGUCGGCGGGUCGCCUGCAGCAUCACAGUCAACGAGACGUCGAUCAGCUCAUACACCGUAACAAAGGGCACAUACAGGGUAGCUUAUGGGGCUUUUAUUAGUACACAGUGCCCUCCGGUGGCAAAGAUGCAACAUUACCACUGUCAGUUAACGUAUUUACAUCUGUCUAGUUCAGGUGCAUUUAUCAUGUUUAAUCUGUUUUAAGAUGUAGAAUAAAACCUUGUUAAACGCCUUGUAUUCCAUCACACCCCCAUAUGUUUCUGGCUGGUCACGAUGGCUGCUUUGUGCGAAGGCCUCUACAAAAGGAGGUGACUAGAUGUGUCCCAAGGACACUAACAUCAUUGAUCAUACUCCGGAUACCAGAGGUUAAAUUAAGUCAAUAAAAAUGAAAGCCCAGAGAGGAAGCUGGUGAAAUACAAGCUGAAGGAGUAUAAAAAGAUCCAGGAGAGGCACAGACAGCACAUACUACAGACCUAUACAGCCUCUAAUUCAGGAGAACCUCACUGCGUGCAUCCACAUAUAGCACCACCCCUGACCAUUAGGUUGUGUGUGGUAUUGCAGCUGAGCCAUAGUACCAGAUAUAACCUGUGGACAGGUAUGGUACUAAAUUUGGAAGAAAGCAGCCAUGUUUUUCUAAUGAUGAAUCCUUGUAAUGGCUGUAGAGUAGUCAGUGCUUUCAUUACAGCAGAGGGAACUUUUUAUUUUUUUCCCCUCCUUUUUUCGAGGGGGAAAAUUGACAAUCACAUGGACCAAAUCCAGGCAUUAGAACUAGCCAUAAGGCAGGGAUAAGAAACAUUCGGCACUCCAGCUGUUCUGAAACUACAACUCCCAAAGUUGUCCUUUCACUUUUAUGGAAGCCACAUAAGAGCCCAUGCUGGGGAGGUGUAGUUUCUCACAGCUGAUCCCCUGCAUAAGGGCUUAGUCAGACGUAAAGCUGCUGGUAUGUCCGCCACCUUUUCUAGGGGUGGGGGGAACAAGAUUAAACACAUGCACAUCUGAAUAAGCCCUUUGGCCUCAAUGGCUGCAUUGUGGUCCCCUCACAUAUGGCAGAAAGUUCCACAAACUGACUUCCCCAAUGUUAUAAGGGGCUGAAAAUGUUCUAUCCCUGCAUUAUAUGCCAUAGUGUAGAUAACUUGUUGCACGUUUCCCAAAUGCCACUGUCUACAUUCAUUUCAAUGGAAAACGCUAAAAAUCU
Molecule: messenger RNA, 2111 nt
Organism: Bufo bufo (common toad)
Lineage: Eukaryota; Metazoa; Chordata; Amphibia; Anura; Bufonidae
Product: non-structural maintenance of chromosomes element 3 homolog
Exons: 11
Coding region: 159-977 (272 amino acids)
Cellular component (GO): nucleus
Source: RefSeq, a predicted model, not a curated record